Corythoichthys intestinalis (scribbled pipefish) is the source of this 6475-nucleotide messenger RNA. RefSeq names its product zinc finger protein 644a (gene znf644a). Gene Ontology annotation, molecular function: DNA-binding transcription factor activity, RNA polymerase II-specific; RNA polymerase II cis-regulatory region sequence-specific DNA binding. The transcript is spliced from 6 exons. The record is from RefSeq and is a predicted model, not a curated record. Gene Ontology annotation, cellular component: nucleus. The coding region runs from base 167 to 3520 and encodes 1117 amino acids. Gene Ontology annotation, biological process: regulation of transcription by RNA polymerase II. Lineage: Eukaryota; Metazoa; Chordata; Actinopteri; Syngnathiformes; Syngnathidae.
CGCCAGACAGGCAAAUGUACGGACGACUACCUAUAAAAAAUGAUCUGUGCCACUCCAGACCACCACGGAAAAUGGCGACUGUGAAGUAGAUGGAAGACGAAAUUCGAAAAUUAUCAAAUGCACGGCAUUCCUCGUCUCCAAUCUCCAUCUACACCUUCGGGAGGUCAUGGCAGCUGAAAUGUCCUGUCUGGCUGGUGUCGAUGGAGAUGAGAAAGAUUCAGAUGCUGACAUCGGAGUCCUCAGCCUUCUGCAAGAACCACUGAAAAUGGCAGAGGUAUCAACCACUUGCAAUGAUUCUUUUUACAAUGCUUCGGGAAAGCAGUCCAGUAUCCUGGACAAUCUGUCAAACGCUGACAUGUUGUCACCGGUUGGCCUGGGAAAUGGACUUUCUUUACACGAGGCAACACAGGCUGAAGAACUCAACAGCAUAUCCAUGGAUAAAGAUGAGGAGAAAAGCAUAACCCAGUUAAAAACUGUACAAGAAAUAGAUCCUUCUGGAAUUUGGGGUUUUGAUGAAGAAUCACCAAAGAACUCAUUAAAUGAAUUAAGCACUAUCAGCGACCUCCAAUGUGACCCCCGGAGAGAGUUUGUGCACUUUGUGUGGGAAAAUCACAAUGAUUCCUUUGCUCCAGAACCUAGAAAGGAAGUGCAGCUACUAAACACCCAGAGAAGAAGAAAACGAAAAAUGGACAUGGUUAUGAUGGUGGAUCCUUUAGAGGACCAAUGUUCCGAUUUUAUUCAGUAUUCAUCUGAGGCUUUUUCUGAUAAAGAAGACCACGUGGACGACAUUCCUCCUGAUGUCAAACAGUCAAGAACUUUCCCCAAUGGAACCAUGAACGUUAUCAAUAAAGUUGUUCGAAGACAUUCACAUGAGGACAACCCAAGUCGAGGGAUUUCAUCCCUUAAGGGAAGGUUCGCGUUAAAUUCUCAUUCUAAAGAGAAAGCGUUGCGUUACCCCUGCUCAAAAUGUAAGGUCGUGUUUGACAAGCGACAUCAUUUGCAGCGCCAUUUGAAAAGUCACGAAGAACCGGCCAAAAAUGCAAAUUCUGAGACUCUGAUAUGUAGAGAAUGCGGAGAGUCUUUCAGACAAAGUAGCGUACUCAUUGAGCAUCUAAGAUUGCACCAUGAAAAAAGAUCAACACUCCCCAAUAAACUCAAAGGAUGGACGGAUAGUAAUGAUACUGAUGCCAAGCUUUUCUGCCCUCAAUGUCCGUUCGGAACAAACUGCCCCAAAGCAUUUGUUCAGCAUGCACAAACUCACGCGAAGGACAAGAAGAAUUUUAAAUGUGACAAAUGUAACUUCAGGACGGUGACUUGGCACGAUCUUCGGAUACACAUCAUACAGCACACAAAAUACACAGUUAGAAAUCAGAAAUCGCCGCACAGGGCCGAUGACUCGGACAUCUUCUCAUGUAAUGUUUGUCCUUACAAAGCUUUCAGCAAAUCUGUUUUUCAAAAUCACCUUUGGCGUCGCCACCAGCUAGAAUUGGAGGAAUACGAAGCCGAGCAAUUUUCAGAGAAAAACGCACAACAGUCUGAAGAAGAUUACCCUCCUCAUUGCGCACCCGUGGAAGACGCAGAGUUAACGUCCAAAAUCAUGAUCAAGAAUCAAGUUCCUUCAAAAAGACCUUCUCCAGCUCAGUCAAAUGACAUUUCAGACUUAUUUAAAAGUAACAAACUCAAGAGAGGUUUUAAGUCCCAACUCACAGAAUCCAAACUGGACAAAUCCAUAAACGUUCUGCUAUCACGACAAAAACAUCGUAAGACUGCAGAACAGAGGAAUUCUGCUCAGGAGUCAGCUAGUGAACAUAAAGUUGCAUCUCCAGGAUUAGAACCUUUAUCACCAAAUGGCUUCACAGGAUCAUCCCGUGAUGCUGAAAGACUUCCUAACAGAAGCAGUUUGCCCAACUGCAUCCCCGUCAAGAAAUCCCCAUCAAAAAGAAAGAUGUCAACACCGUACCGCAACAUGUCUGACCAAGAUUCGUGCUUCGUCUCGCCAGAACCUUUGCCAGCCCCUAAGUGGCUAAACCAGAAAGACCUGCAGGACUGCGACAACAAAGAUAUUUUCCGCUUUAAAGAUACAGACGAUCUUAGAAAAGGUGUCAAUCAAGAAAAUCAUAAUAUGAUUUAUACUUAUAGCCGAAGAAUGUCAAUACGUGGCGCUCUGGAGGCAUCGAAGAGACUCUUUAAGAAAGUGAAGAGUGAAGAGCCAGAUGAUGCAAACCCUCCAAUAAAAGAAGAAUGCAUUGAAACUGAAGUGUUUCAAGAAGCCUUUGAGUCACGCCAGUUGCCGUUGAUGGAAUCUUUAGCAGACGACAUGCCAAAGCUGGACAUGGACUGCAAGAACUGUCCGUACUGCCCUGCUGUCUUCCAGUCGGGAGUGGGAUUGUCCAAUCAUGUGAGAGGACAUCUUCACAGGGUUGGACUGACCUACACGGCACGCCAUAUACUGACCCCAGAACAAGUGGCUUAUAAAGAUAAACCGAAGGUUCGGCAGAAGAUCGCAUCAUUCCGGAAACUGAAAAAAGUGUUGCAGUUGCAGCCUGACUUUGAGGAAAGCAAUACCCACUCCUGUCCAUUAUGUGGGGAUGCGUUUGAUAAUAGGAAAGGACAAUCCAACCACGUACGUGGCCACCUCAAAAAGAUUGGUCGAGCCCAUUUAUCAAAGAACAAAUCCCCAUUAAUAGUACUCAAGGAGCUGAUGUGUAACAAAAAAGAGUACUUGAGGGCCGUUCAUAUUCUAGGAAAGAGAAAAAAUAAUUUCCAUUAUGGUGCUAAUCAUUUCACGCCAUCCUCCUUUGGAUUCUCUCAAGAUAACCCUGACUCAAAGGUGCGUGCUGAUGUCAAACCACACAUGCCUACGCUAUCGGUGUCGGAAACAAACUCCGAUAGAAAGCAACUGCAAAUGAAGGUAGAGGAGCGAAAUUCAUUCACGGACACGACCGCGUUAAUAGGGAUUCUGAAGAAAAGAAAAUGCCAGGAAGACACCAAACCUAAGGUGGCGUACCCUUCGUCCAAGUACUCGGGAACGGUCUCCUCCAACGGUGAACAAAGUUCAGGACCAAAAGUUGCGUCUUCACUGCCAAUUCCAGUACCAGAGAAAGGUGAAUUCAACCGGAAGGUGUGCGUCCAUUGCAAAGCAACUUUUCACAGUGGCGUUAGCCUGUCUAACCAUCUGCGAGCAUGUGCCAAACGGAAAAGAGCGUCUUUGCUUGAGAGAACUGAGUUCGAUUGUAAAGCGAGGAGGCAGCGUUUGAGGACCAGCUCAAAGAAGAAAAUGCUUACGUUAACACAAACUCCAGAGGAAAUGUACAGACUGACAUGCAGGUUCUGCGACCUGGUCUUCCAGGGUCCCUUGUCUGUCCAAGAGGACUGGGUCAAGCAUUUACAGAGACACAUCAUGAACACUGGUGUCCCCCGCACUGGGCUUGGCAUGAUGGAGGUGACUUCGCCACCCGCCGCCGACACGGCUUCUUGCGUCAAGACUGAUCCGGAGACCGCGCACCCCGCCGCCUCCUGAAGACCGACGGGCAACCUUUUGGGGUUAGAUUUUCACUAGACUCUGUGUAUGUACAUUUUUCCACGUUUUUUUACAAGUACUGGCCAAACGUAAACUAUUGCUCAUUGUUAAGAACGUUGAAUAUUUUGGAAACACCCGGCCCUGUUUUUCUCCCCCGUUUUUACGUCAGCCGGCAUUUUGGAAAACACUUCCAAACGGGACCGUUUUGUUUCAUGCAGUACGUGUCUUUUGAAGACAACUUUUACCUCAACCUUUUUAACAAUUUGGGAGCACCUCUACUGUAUCCGUUCAUAAGAUAAGGGGGUUAAAUAGCUUUUCUACUCCAUUGUUAUCAACCCAGUUGCAUUUUUUUUUGCACCAUAGAAACUGAGUAUUUCAUUCUUAGAAAGUCUGCAAACAAAAAAGUGGCAGGAACAAAGUUUUGAGCCGUCAGAAACUGAGUCUGAAUUUCCAAACUUGAAUUUGAAAUGCUUGAAUAAUUGAAAUAUAACACUGGAUCUGAAUACAGGGAGGCCUUGGGUUCUCGAUCUGCAGAAUCAACUUUUGACGUCACAGAAACCGUUCAAAUACAGUCAUGGCAAAAAAAUUAGGACACCCUAUGGAAGCCUUUGUGUUUUCUAACAUAUUUGGUUAUAUGGAUAUUUAAUAUACAUUUUAGCAAUCUUGAGAGAUUCAAGUAAUAGAACUAAACAAUUAAAACAGGAAAAAAAAGAUUUUUCAUAACUUUCUGUAAAAUGUCAUUUUAAAUAAAUGCAAUUUCGGUUGAGGAAUAAAUUAGGACACCCUCACAUUCAAUCCCAGUCAAAACGGCUAAAAUCACACACACAGUUGUAUCACAUCAGGUGAACAUGAAUAGAACACCAUUACCCAUUGUUUUGAAGGAGGCAUUCACAUUUAGUUUGGUGUGCCCCUGACUGUUGAAGUGAGAGAAAACACCAUUGUGAGAUCAAAGGAGCUGCCUGAGACUUUCAGAAAGAAGAUUUUAGAUGCUUAUGAGUCUGGUAAGGGAUUUCAAAAGAUCUCAAAAGAAUAGAAAAUCGGCUAUUCCACUGUCUGGAAAAUAGUCUACAAGUAGAGGACAUUCAAAACAACUGUCAACAUGCCCAGUUCUGGCCGUCCAAGCAAGUUUACCCCGAUAGCAGACCGCAAGAUGCUAAAAGAGGUCUCCAAAAACCCUAAAAUGUCAUCACGGGACGUAAAGCAGGCUCUUGCCAUUGUUGAUGUGAAAGUGCAUGCUCUACAAUCAGAAAGAGACUUCACAAGUUUAACCUUCAUGAGAGGUGUGCAAGGAGGAAACCUUUGCUCUCCAAGAAGAACACCAAGGCCAGACGGACGUUUGCCAGAGUGAAUGUAGACAAAGACCAGGACUUCUGGAAUAAUGUUCCUUGAACAGAUGAAUCUAAAAUUGAAUUAUUUGGACACCAGAAAAGAGGAAAGUUUGCCGUAAACCCAGUACAGCAUUCCAGGAAAAGAACCUCAUACCAAGUGUGAAGCAUGCAGGUGGAAGUGUCAUGGUUUGGGGAUGCUUUGCUGAAGCAGGACCUGGCCAGCUCACCAUCAUAGAAUCCACUAUGAAUUCUAUCGUGUAUCAGAGUGUGCUUGAGGAAUAUGUGAGAUCAUCUGUGAAAAAAUUUAAAGUUGAAGCAAAACUGGACCCCGCAUCAUGACAAUGACCCAAAACAUACCAGUAAACCCACCAAGGAGUGGCUGAAAAGGAAGAAAUGGAGAGUCCUGGAAUGGCUGAGUCAGAGCCCAGAUCAUAAACUCACUUAGAUGCUGUGGGGUGACUUGAAACUGGCUGUACAUCCAAGAAACCCCUUAAACAUCUCACAUCUGAAAGUAUUCUGCGUUGAGGAGUGGGGCAAACGUUCUUCAGACCGAUGUCAAAGACUGGUAGAUGGCUACAACAAGUGUCUAGCUGAAGUUAUUUCAGCCAAAGGGGUUAACAUUAGCUAUUAGGUGGUAGGGUGUGCUAACUUUUUCCUCAGUUAGAAUAUGCAUUUUUGUUUAUAUAUUUGGUUUAAUGAGUAAAACCAUGUUCAUUUUUGUUGUUUACCUGCAAUUACAUAACUUUUUCUUCCAGAGACAAAGAAAAACAAGAUCAGACAUUGAUAUGUGAACAUUUCAUAAUCAAGAACUGAAUAUUUAAUGGGGUAUCCUAUUUUUUUCACUUGACUGUAAAUGUGAACUGCUUUCCACAAAAACUUAAAAGCAAAGCUUGUUUGCUAUUUUUUAAGAAAGAAACAUUUUAGGUUGACUAUUUCUGGUCAUUGUAGCGAAGUACCCGUAUCGUGUCUUAAAAAUAUAGUCAAAUUGUACCGUGAUAUCUGAACGUGAAAAAUUAAAGGAGUCGGAAUUUCUUUUUUGUGAAGGUGAAGUAAAAUUGGAGAGAAUGUCAUCAUGAUUAUAAAACUUCACAUUGUUUCCAAUUAGAUGGAAGAGAGUAAUAUAUUCCAUUUCAAAUCGAAUUGGGUUUCAAUGGAAUGAUUCAAAUCAAACAAUAUUUUCAGAUUACGUUCUUUGUGUAGUUUAAUAUUUCAACUAUUCAAGUGAAGCAAUUCAUUUUCUGAUGUCACAAAUAUUAGCCAUUACGUUUAUUUUGUAAUGCAACAAAUGAAAUUUGUUUAAAAAACCUGACACAAAUCCACGUGUUCUUCUCCCAGCUACGAUAUUUAAUGAUUAAAACAGUUUUUACAUAAUUUAAUUUUGAAAUGUACUAUAUCACAAAUACAAGGCUUAAUACAUUUGUGUUCUAAAUAAUAAAAAAAAACAAGUUGACAGUCACUUGUGUAUUUUUUGUUGUUGUUUUUGUUUGUGUAACGAUGUCUUUAAGAGCUGAAACAUUUUUAGUGUACCGGCUCCUUUUGUGGAUGGUGAGAAGGUGUUAUUUGGAACAUACAGCUGGACAUAGAGUAAAUAAAACAUGUUUGAAUUAAACGUUUAUAGGGCAGAUUU